This is a messenger RNA of Salvelinus sp. IW2-2015, 2413 nucleotides long. NCBI's taxonomy places the organism in Eukaryota, Metazoa, Chordata, Actinopteri, Salmoniformes, Salmonidae. The record is from RefSeq and is a predicted model, not a curated record.
UCUUCAUAGGCACUGCAUCAUCAUAGGCACUGACUGCAUUGCCAGGGUAUCCYCACGGUCUUCCUUGCACAAGGCGGCGAUAUUUCUGGGCCAAGUCAAAUCCACCGAAGAAAAUUCAGAAAGGGCGUCGUUUUUAAAGCACGUUGUUUUUUUCGAACAACGGCUGUGUUGUUGUCUUGGUAYUGAAAAUACAAGCAGUAACUAGCUAGCUGGUUCAGUUCAAUACUUUUUUYCCAGUUCAAUAACGUUACUUGUGUUGCAAAACAGACGUGGCUAACGUUACGCAUUUAUACUAAGAAGCUUACACUGUAUAGGAAAUGGAAAACUUGGAUUUCUCGGAAGAUGAAAUUCAACAACAAUUGGAGGCACUUGGUUACAACAAAAUACCAAAACACAGACUACGUGAAUUCAAAAGAGAUCUAGRUGAACUGAUCCGACAUGAAAAAUCUAAGAGCCACUCRUCCAGUGAAUUGAACUCGACAAGAUCUCAAAGCACCAUCUUCAAAAGUCCUCCUGCAGUCACCAAGGUUAAAGUACAGGAUAACACUGCAGCCUUCAGAAAUGUGUUUGCCCAGGAUGGUCCAUCACACCAUGAAAGACGGGUGCUAACCUCCACAUACAGCAGAGACAACAGUAACUAUGGUGCCAGACAGGAGUAUGACUCCUACACUCAGCACUCUGUUGCCCCCAAGUACCAGCGCCCCUCAACAGCCCCUAAUAGGCUGGAAGUGGAUCCAGRCCUAACUGACCUCCAGCAGUUAUCGUUCUCUGUCAGUCAGUCAUCCACACCAGACCGAGACACAGGAGCGCAUGGGAGACCCUUUAUCAAGAGGAAAGUCCUUAGGUGCGGUAAGUUUACAUCAGGCGGCUUUGUAAAGACUAUAAUGAUCACUCAGUGGGAUGAAGAGAGUGAGGACGGGAAUAGCUCCCUAAACUCCACUUUCUGGUCCGACGGAGAGGGGGAGGAGGAGGAGGAGAAGGUUGAGCAAUACAAGCAGGAAGAUACAGAGCCCAACAGAACCACUGAACACACACAAGAGGAGCCACCUGUCGCAAAGCCACCUGUCACGGAGCGUCCAAAGGAAACCGAACAGGAGGAGUGUAGAGGAGAAAGGGCUAAGCAGGGUGAAAAGGAAAAGAUUGACGAGGAGGGUUACAGCACUCGUGAUGGGAGCCCGGCGCUGAGCUUACUGACAUCUGGUUAUGGCACCUACAGGCCGGACUCUUCAGCUAAUGAUGACCCGGAGGGAGAAGACUAUAGAGACGACAGUACCAUAGCUGAGUUUGACAGAGAAAGCCAGGGCCUUUCUGAGAUGCGAUAUGGCGAUGAGGAUGACCAGUCGCUCGCCAAUUUUGAUGGUGACGGUAAGGAGGAUACCACUGAUCUACAGAGCUGUGAGGACACCGGUUUGAGGACGAAGUUGGAAGAAAGUCAAAGCCUCUCUAAUAUGGCAUAUUGUGAAGAUCAUCCUCCUGUUGAAUUGGAGAGCAAAGACCGCACUGAUGUGAACUACUGUGAAGACRACUAUACAUUGGCUCAGACUAAAAAUGACAAGGCAGUAUUAGAUGGGAUAUAUCCUGAAGAAAGUUCUCUCACUGAGUCCAAAGACAACGAGAGGCCCGCUGGAGAAGGAUAUAGUGAGGAAGACUCUGACAGGAAAGAUGAGAAAGGAGCAGAGGAUGAGCAGGAGUGGGAGGAUUUGCAGUCGCUGCAUUGCUUAUGGCCUUACACAGUGGUAACUAAGGCUAACGUGUUGUGUCCCCAUUAUGUCUCCCUUUCAGGUGCAGUGAGUGGGCUGGGGGAGCRUCUGGGAGGGGUUCAUGUGUCCAUGUCCACCCAUCAGGAGUUGGAGCUGGAGAGUGAUGAAGCAGGCAGUCUGAGUGACAGGUCGGAGUCGGACCGUCUCCCAAGUGCCUUCAAAGCCUACAUCCGAGGCAUGGCCAGAUCUGGGAGUGAGAUUGACAUCAGACCCCAGCCCAAGUCGUUUAUCCGCCCAGUAAUGGAUCAUCCUCACACCAGAAAUCUGAAGAAGACUGACCCAGUGGCAAAGUAUUUCCAGUACAAGCAGGACUGGGAAAUGUUCAAGGCGCCAGGAGAGAAGGAUAGAAAAGCACUGCACUGGGAAAUCAGGGAACAGCUCGCGUACCAACCUCUACCACCGAAGCCUCGAAGAGUAUUUGUGCCCAACACCUACGUGGUGCCUACAGAGAAGAAACGCUCCGCCCUGAGAUGGGAAAUACGACAUGACUUGGCCAAUGGACUCCUACCGCCAAUCAACUAUCGACUCUAGGCCUUAUGUACUUUACGCCUAAAAUAGGCUCUUUUAAUCACCAGUUUGCAUAUCUUAUCAUUGACAUUUAUUUAUUCAAAAGUUUUUAUUGAACAUAUUAAAAGGCAUGACAAACAUUUGGA